This is a messenger RNA of Astyanax mexicanus (Mexican tetra), 1236 nucleotides long. It is a transcript of the gene rbfa, whose product is annotated as ribosome binding factor A. The record is from RefSeq and is a predicted model, not a curated record. The transcript is spliced from 7 exons. Gene Ontology annotation, biological process: rRNA processing. Lineage: Eukaryota; Metazoa; Chordata; Actinopteri; Characiformes; Acestrorhamphidae. The coding region runs from base 109 to 1179 and encodes 356 amino acids.
GUGAUCGUGUAGUUGAGUCUGAAGGCUCAGAGCUGCGUGUUUCUGGCAGUAAGGACGCAGCAGCGUGUUUAGAGUUAUAGUUACGGUACUGUCCGCUCCGGUUCCGCCAUGCUGGCUGUUAACAGUCAGUACUGGAUCCAGAAAUGCGCGUUAUCUCGGUACUGUAGCGGCGUGCUCGCGGUGCUGAGCGGGUUAAAACCCGAACCCCAGCAGCAGCAGCAGCAGCAGAAAAGCCGGCCUGGAGUCCUGAACUUCCACAGCUCUGCUGUUCAGAACAGAAACCUACUGAUGAAGAUGCUGGAGAAAAAGAAGAAGAGAAGGUGGUAUGAAACACCUCAGCCUGUAAUCACUACUCAGUCUGCUUUUCUGACACCGGUGAAGAAGAAGAAGGACCAGCAGGACAGUCGGCGAGUGAGGACACUUAACAUUAUCGUCUACAAAGCAGUUGUGGACCUGCUGUCCUCUCACGAGAUCAAUGCAGAUCUCCACAGUUACAGUGUGGAGAUUACCAAGGUUUCAUUCACAGCUGAUUACACUUCUUGUCGAAUUUACUGGAAAACAAGCUGGUCAGAGGAAACGGACCUUAAGAUCCAGCAGCUUCUGGACAGAAGUGCUCCUCGCAUACGAUACCUCAUCAUGUCGCUGCAAAUCCUGGGCAAUGUUCCCCCAUUAACUUUUGUUCGGGAUAGAAAAUACGCUGCUCUGAAAGAGGUGGAAAACCUGCUCGAGAUUGCUGAUUAUGGUCCACGGGAGGAUGAUCUGAGUUUUGCUGGAAAAGAUGCUGACACAAGAUUGCACACUACAGACCCAGUGGAGAAGAAGAAAGCACUGUGGCUCAACAUUGAUCAGGAUGCUCUGUAUAAACAGAUCGAGGACUAUAAACAGCGCUCAAGUGUCUCUUCUUCAGAAAUCACCAGCUCACCUGGAUUAACUCAGGAACAGCUGGACUUGUUAGCAGAGAUCCGUAAGCAGAAGCUGAUUGAGAAAAAGAAGAGGAAGUCCAAGAAGCUGAAAGAUGAUUAUGAUGAUGAUGAUACGUCUCCUAAAGCUUUCCUGAUCGCGAGACAGCUGGAGCUGGAGGAGCAGAAGGAGCAGGAGAAGGAGGAACAGCACAGGGACCAGGAUGUAGAAAACAGCGAGGUUUCAGAACUGAUAAAUGAUUACGACAGAAAGCACUGAAACAUCUGUAGAUUUCAGUGACUGUGUAAUACAUUUUGUCUGUGGCAUUUAAUUUUA